GUCCGGGUGCCCUGAGGUGUUAAGGGUUAAUAAUUAACCUACUAAGGCCUCUUACCCUGUGGCCUUUGACCCAGAGGACAGCAUCUCUGCGGUGAAAAACUGGAUGAAGAGGAUUUGUAGAUUUCCCAGCAACGAGUCUCUGCCCUUGCCUUCGGUGUAGACCAGUUGUAGUAACUGGGAAGACAGGCUGGGCUGAGAACCAGCCCCCCACGGAGCAAUGGUGUGGCCCCUACAUCAGCACGGGCCUGGCGUUCCCUCCACUGCACAGGAGAAUAGUAAUCAGUACUUUGUCGUUCUCAUCUGAGGAUUAAAUGAUAAUGUAUGUGCAAACGCUGUAAAUGAAAAAACUUACACAGUCGUUUCAUAAAUCGUAACCUAUGAAGUUCAAACGUAGGGCCCCUGGGAUCCAGGGGCAGAGGUGCUAUAAAUCUGCACAGGGGCCCCCGCCUGGCACCCAGAGGCUGCAGGAUGGCCAGGGGCGCCUCAGCCAAGCUGCUGCUGGUGCUGUGGACGGCCUGCUUCGGACGCGCAGGAGCCGACGGCCUGAGCGCCUACACGUCGGUCAUCGAGGUGACCAACGGGGGACCUUGGGGCGACUGGGCCUGGCCUGAGAUGUGCCCUGAUGGAUUCUUCGCCAGCGGGUUCUCGCUCAAGGAGGAGCCCCCCCAGGGUAUUCCUGGCGACGACACUGCUUUGAACGGGAUCCGGCUGCACUGCUCGCGCGGGAACGCGGAGCGCAACACGCAGGUGGUGGAGUCCCAGUCGGGCAGGUGGGGCGCGUGGAGCGAGCCACUGUGGUGCCCCGGCGGCGGCUUCCUCGUGGCUUUCUCGCUGCGCGUGGAGGCGCCCACGACCCCCGGGGACAACACGGCGGCCAACAACGUGCGCUUCCGCUGCUCCGACGGCACGGAGCUGGAGGGGCCCGGCCUGUCCUGGGGCGACUUUGGAGAAUGGAGUAAGGCCUGCCCGAAGGGCGUGUGCGGUCUGCAGACCAAGGUCGAGGGGCCGAGGGGCCUGCGAGACGACACCGCGCUGAACGACGUACGCUUUUUCUGCUGCCGGAGUUGACCUGCUCGACCCCCGCCCCCCGCCCCCCGCCCCCCCAGGCUCCUCCCGCCUCUCUCGCUAUUAAAGCUUCUCC
Messenger RNA from Hyaena hyaena (striped hyena), 1141 nucleotides. RefSeq names its product vitelline membrane outer layer 1 homolog (gene VMO1). NCBI's taxonomy places the organism in Eukaryota, Metazoa, Chordata, Mammalia, Carnivora, Hyaenidae. The transcript is spliced from 4 exons. The record is from RefSeq and is a predicted model, not a curated record. Bases 469 to 1068 code for a protein of 199 amino acids.